AUGUCUUCAUCUCAAUUGACAACAUUACGUUUAGAUCAACAAUUAUCAAGCAUCGGAAAGAAAGAUACAAUUACUAUUAAAGAAAAUGCUAUAAAGAAAUUACAAAAACGUUAUUUGUUAUUUCUUACUGAAAUGAAUCAAAUGUUCAUCGAAGAAAAUCCAGAAACUAAAGUUGGUUUAUCUAGUUUUCAAGAUUUAAGACCACGGAAAGUUUUAUAUAAAUCAUCAACUUUACAUCAUGUUUAUGUUUGUUCAUAUCAUGAGAAUAUUGUUCUCCUUUUAAAAUCAUUCAAUGAACAUGUACAUAGAUUAAAAUCAAUCGAUUGGAAUUCUUUUAUAAAAUUAAUCGUAUGUGAUGACACAAAUGAAUAA
Rotaria sordida is the source of this 372-nucleotide messenger RNA. The record is from the annotation of a GenBank genome assembly. NCBI's taxonomy places the organism in Eukaryota, Metazoa, Rotifera, Eurotatoria, Philodinida, Philodinidae.